AAAGGCAGUUCGGUUUUCUUUGUGCGAUCUCACUUCAUACGAUAUAAACCGUCUCUUUACCACACGACUAGUCUUAUAUUGAUACGUUAUAUCAACUUGUAUGAUCUAUAGAGGUCAGAUGUAAACAUCAACAAUUAAUGAUGGUGACAUCGUAAUGGAGACUAAUGAUGUUAUAACUUUUCAUCAGUGUACAAUAUGUGAUGAAAUUUUUCAAAGUUUUUGUAGUUUAGAAAACCACUACAAAGUGCAUGUUAAAGAAGAGAAAUCUGAUGAUCUAGAUGAAUAUGGUCAUGUUAAAGAAGACACAACUGAUGCCGUAGAUGAAUAUUGUCAUGUUAAAGAAGAGAAAACUGUGGACGUAGAUGAAUAUCGUCAUGUUAAAGAAGACACAACUGAUGACGUAGAUGAAUAUUGUCAUGUUAAAGAAGAGAAAACUGUGGACGUAGAUGAAUAUCGUCAUGUUAAAGAUGAGAAAACUGAUGAUGUAGAUGAAUAUUGUCAUGUUAAAGAAGAGAAAACUGAUGAUGUAGAUGAAUAUAGUCAUGUUAAAGAAGACACAACUGAUGACGUAGAUGAAUAUUGUCAUGUUAAAGAAGAGAUAACAUUUGAUGUAGAUGAAUAUUGUCAUGUUAAAGAAGAGAAAACUGAUGAUGUAGAUGGAUAUUGUCAUGUUAAAGAAGAGGAAACUGAUGAUGUAGAUGAAUAUUGUCAUGUUAAAGAAGAAAGAGCUGAUGAUGUAGAUGAAUAUAGUCAUGUUAAAGAAGACACAACUGAUGACAUAGAUGAAUAUUGUCAUGUUAAAGAAGAGAUAACAGAUGAUGUAGAUGAAUAUUGUCAUGUUAAAGAAGAGAAAACUGAUGACGUAGAUGAAUAUUGUCAUGUUCAAGAAGAGAAAGCUGAUGAUAUUGAAACUGUUUAUCAGUGUAAUUUGUGUGAUGAGGAAUUUAAAUUAGAAACUGAUUUAGAAAAACACUGUGAAAAACAUGUUAAAGAAGAGGAAUCUGUUUUACAACAUGGUGAACAUUGUGAGGAAAGUUUUAACCAGGAUAAUGAAAAAGAAAUACACAAUUCACAAGAGUUUAAGAAGUGUGAUGUUUGUAGCAAAUCAUUUACUAACAAAUAUUACCUUCAAAUUCAUUUGAGAAUUCAUACAGGUGCAAAACCUUAUAAAUGUGAUGUUUGUGGUAAAUCAUUUUCACAGAGUAGUAGUCUACAGAGACAUAUAAAAAUUCAUACUGGUGAAAAACCCUUUACAUGCAAUGUUUGUCAUAAAUCAUUUACCAACAGUAGUACUCUACAGAGACAUAUCAGAAUUCAUACUGGUGAAAAACCUUAUAAAUGCGAUGUUUGUAGUAAAUCAUUCACAUACAGUAGUAAACUACAAAGACAUAUAAAAAUUCAUACUAGAGAAAAACCCUUUAUGUGUGAUGUUUGUCGUAAAUCAUUUACUACCCGUAGCGAUCUACACAGACAUAUCAGAAUUCACACUGGACAAAGGCCAUUUACAUGUGAUGUUUGUAGUAAAUCAUUUAAUAGCAGUAGUGAUCUACAGCGACAUAUCAGAAUUCACACUGGACAAAGGCCAUUUACAUGUGAUGUUUGUAGUAAAUCAUUUACUAACAGUUGCAAUCUUAAGAAACAUAUCAGAAUUCAUACUGGUGAAAAACCUUUAAAAUCUGAUGUUUGUCGUAAAUCUUUCACUGAUAGUACACAUGUCAGUGCACCCAAGUGAAAAAUUUACGGUGUAGUUAGAACGGUUGUCUUUAGUCACACCAGAAAUCACACUGUAAAUAGUAGAAUAAAACUUUUAUAAAUUCUCAAGUUUUAUGAUUGUAUGUAUGUAGUUUGAAUUUGGCUGUCUGUAUAGUAGUCAAUGUGGUACAAUAUUAUGUGAUACAUGAUGUAGCUAUCUCUGUUUUGUAAUUCAGGCAAUGUAAUGUUGUAAUCAUCAAUUAGAUACAUUGAGCAUGCUUGGUUUUUAUACGCCCACAUUUUUAUGUUUUCAUCGCCCCUGUCCGGCCGUCUAUCCACAAUUGUUUGUUAACACUCUACAGGUCACAAUUUUUAUCCGAUGAAACUUGAAAUAUAAGUUUGUCACCCCAAGAUCUCGGUUACUUUUGAUAUUGGCAUGUAUCAGACUGUUAACUUCAUGGAUUA
Molecule: messenger RNA, 2157 nt
Organism: Patella vulgata (common limpet)
Lineage: Eukaryota; Metazoa; Mollusca; Gastropoda; Patellidae
Product: zinc finger protein 62-like
Exons: 2
Coding region: 155-1732 (525 amino acids)
Biological process (GO): regulation of transcription by RNA polymerase II
Molecular function (GO): RNA polymerase II cis-regulatory region sequence-specific DNA binding; DNA-binding transcription factor activity, RNA polymerase II-specific
Source: RefSeq, a predicted model, not a curated record